GUUUCACCACAACAGCCAACAGGAGUUACCAGUAGUAAAUUCUAGGAUAAAUAAAUACUGAAUCGGUGUUGUCAAAAAUGCAAUAAUAUACAGUGACAACAAUUAAGGAGUAAAUAUACAGAGUUAAUUGACAUCUUAGACAUCAUGUCGUCGUCGAGUGGUCGUACGACUCGACAGCAGAAGCACAUCUUGUCCACUUCGACCGAGUCCAUCUUGUAUCCCUCAGGGUGCAAGGAUGUUCAAGAGGACAUGCACGCCGACGAAUUAAUUCGGCGGCUCAAAAGCUUGGCCUCAGCAUUUCAAAGUAUGGGACAAGAGGAAAAUGCUUACGACGAGUAUGUUCCAGUUUGCCUGCACUUGGCGGAGGAUGGAUUUUUACAUCAUGCGAGUAAAGACGUCCGACUCUUGGUGGCCUGUUGUAUUGCAGAUAUUCUGCGAAUCUAUGCACCUGAAGCUCCUUACAAGGAGACUGAACAAGUUAAGACUAUCUUCAAAUUCCUUAUCUCUCAAUUGGAAGGAUUGAAAGACCCUAAAGAUGCUGCUUUUAAGCGAUAUUUUUACUUGUUGGAAAACUUAGCUUACGUCAAAUCAUUUAACAUGUGUUUUGAACUGGAUGAUGCUCAAGAAAUAUUUUGCAGCUUGUUUGAACUGAUAUUUUCCAUUGUAAAUGACGAACACUCGGGCAAGGUGAAGUCUUUCAUGCUGGAUGUUUUGUGCCCUUUGGUGUCAGAGUGCGAUUCCGUCUCCAACGAAUUACUAAAUAUAAUAUUAAGUAAUAUCGUGGAGCCUGUAAAAACAUCAAAGAAAAAUGCGUACAACCUCGCUAAAGAGCUCAUCAUCAAAUGUUCAGAGACACUCGAGCCUUACAUUCAAAACUUUUUUAACCAAGUCCUUAUUUGUGGAAAGGAUGAAGUAAAUUUGUUUAUAGCCUACAAGGUCUACGAUUUAAUUUACGAGUUGAAUCACAUCUGCCCGAGCAUCUUGCUCUCGGUCAUUCCGCAGUUAGAGUACAAGUUGAAAAGCACAGAUGAGGCUGAGAGACUGGGAUCUGUUUCGCUGUUGGCAAGAAUGUUUUCAGAAAAGGAGUCCACGCUAGCAAUUCAUCACACGCCUCUUUGGCAAGCCUUUAUUGGAAGAUUCAAUGAUGUCAGCGUCAAUAUUCGGAUCAAGUGUGUGCAAUAUUCUAUGCAUUUCUUGUUGAACCAUGUAGAGGUCCGAUCAGACAUUGUUGAAGCUCUCAAGUUGCGGCAGCACGACUCUGAGGAGAAUGUUCGAUUUGAGGUUGUCAAAGCUAUUGUGGCAACUGCUCGUUUGGAUUUCAAUAUUGUAUCCGAAAGUGAAGAUCUCCUAAAUUAUGUGAAAGAAAGAACUUUGGACAAAAAGUUUAAAAUUCGCCGAGAGGCUGUCCAAGGGUUGGCCUUAAUUUAUAAGAAACAUCUGAAUGCGGAAUAUGUUCCUGAAGCAACGAAGCGAGCAGUUAACUGGAUCAAAGAUAAGAUUUUGCAUGUCUAUUACAUGCAGUCUUUGGACGAUAGGAUCCUGGUGGAACGACUGAUGAAUACCUGCUUGGUUCCGUUCCAACUGGAACCAUAUGACAGAAUGAUGAAAUUAAUGUACCUCUACGGUACCAUUGACACAAAUGCAUCCAAGGCAUUUGUCGAAGUUCAAAAGAAUUUGUUAUUAGUUCGUCGACACGUUCAAGAACUUCUUAAUAGCAUACGCAACGAGUCUAAAGUUGACUACGACCGGCAGCUGAAUAUUCGCAUAUCUCAAUUAACGAAGUUUCUCCCUGACCCUGUAAAGGCUUCUGAAUUUCUAUGCAAAUUCAGUACAGAUCUGAAAAAUGACAAGAACCUGUUUCGAACAAUGGAAACAAUUGUCAACCCUGCGACAGAUUGUAAAACGGGAACUGAACACACGAAUUUUGUUCUUAAAAAACUUGGAGCUCCAGUAAUGACCAAUUUGUAUUACAAUACAAUUAAAUUGCUUCUUGAAAGGACGUCGUCUGUCAUUAUUGAUAAAGAUUCGAUUUCGAAAUUAAUGAACAUCAUGCACGAAAUCGUUGCUGGAAAGAAAGAAGUUCUGACUGGUGUUGGAUUGGAUAAACAUACUGCGAUAGAUCGUGGACUAAACCUGGUUUGCAUUUUAUCGUAUGCUUUCCCCCUUCACUUUUGUGACGCCGAGAUCUUAAACAUGAUGGUUCAACUCCUCGAAUUUGUUGGAGAUGUUGGUCAACCCAAAGUGUUGGCCGCUUUGACUAGUAUUGGAAAAUCAAAACCAAUGGGUCAAUUUUACCAAAAUGUAAUGGGAACUCUUGUUCCGCAAUGCCAAACGAUGCUUGUGACUGGAGGUGCAAGACAUGGGAAACACGCUGUUCGCUGUCUCCACAUCAAUAUGAACGAAUCUGCUCGGAACCACAUUUUUGGUCAAGUGGUUGAAGCCCUCAGGGCAAACUUGGAUCCAGACAAUAACAAUUAUCGAACAGCUAUUAUUGCAUUAGGACAUAUUGCUCUACUCAUGCCAGAAGAAUUCAAGUACGACAUGAAAUCCAUAAUCUCCACCAAGAUUGUAAAAGAGCUACUGGUCGCCCCACGUCGAACUGACGAUGACAAAUUAAAAAAUUCUGAGAGCUGGUGUGAUGAGGAAGAUCUACCUGAGAUUACCCGAUGCAUGAUUGCCGGACUGAAAACAACUGUGAGAUGGUUAAUGGGAUUGAAAAGCGAUAUGAAAGCGGCCCUUAAGACGUUCAAAAUGCUUGCUGCAUUCGUUGAAACUGGGGGUGGGUUCAUCAGUGUGUUGAAUGUUCCAUUCAGUAAUGCGGAAAAAGCCUGGCUUCGGUUGACGGCUGGGUGUUGUAUGCUCAAAAUCUGCGAACAAAAGGGAGUCGGUGAUCAAUUUAGUGCAGCACAAUUUUGCUCUCUUGCCAAAUUGAUGAAUGACGAAGUGCUAGAAGUUCGGGAUCGUUUCGCACACAAACUACAUCGAGGUCUUUCUCGUGGAAUUCCACACAAGUGUUUGCCACUUGACUUUAUGGGAUACUACUCACUUGCUGGUUACGAAACAGAUAAGAGACAGAAGGCCAUGGUGCGAUCGUAUAUGAUGACAGACAUUGAGAAGCGACGAGAGUACAUAAAAAGUCUAAUGAUGACCGCAUCUGACCGAGCUGCAGAGCAGCUUCCUCACAUAAUGCCUGAUUACAUGCUUGUGUUUUCCGUCCCUGUGUUAACGCAUAACCCUAAAUUUUCAUCAUAUACUGAUCACAAGGAAUUGGCUGAGAUUAAGGAGUGCUUGUGGUUCAUCCUGGAGCCUUUAAUUGUUAGGAAUGACAAUUAUUCGUUUGGGUUUUACAAGACGUUGGUUGAAAGGAUGAAGAAUCAUAAAGAUGCCCUAGAGCCAGAGAACGAAGAAAUUCUUUGUAAAAUGUAUGCCUGCUGCGAUAUUGCUCUGGGACUAAUUCUCCAGAGGUCCACUAGUUUUGAGAUGAAAGACUAUCCUUCGGAACCAAGAAUUCCUCCGAUGUAUUUUAAACGUAACGACGAUCCAUUCUAUCAAAAUACGAGAACAUACCUUCCUACUGACAUGCAGUAUUCAGCCCCCAAAAAGGCUGGCGUAACUGUAUCUGUUGCUUGGGACAAUUCAACUAAGAAACCUAUCAAAAGAUUAAAACGAGACGCUGUCCUUGUCCAGGAUGAACACGGCAACGUUUCCAUCGAUGCUCAGCCGAAUGACGCUAGUGAAACUCGCUUACAGAUUCCUGGCAUCAAGAACGGUGAAAGUGACGAGGAUGAUGAGGAACAUGACGAAAGUCAGGCCACCAGUGGAGCAAAUUCGUUACAAGCCCAAAGUGAAACUAAAUCAAGUUCAAGUGCAUCAUUGUCCACCCUGAAACUUGUUUCAGUGGAUGAAAAAUUGGACGGAAUGAAAAACAACCGCACCACUCUUACCACUGCUCCUAAGAAGGAAUCCAAUGGACGUGGAAAUGAUAGUGACACAGAUUCACGUAAUAGUUACGGGAAAUCAACGGGUAGUAGUAGAACAAGUACGAAGGAACCUGAUGUCACGGAUGCCGAUAGCGAAUCCUCCUCCCCAAAACCCAAGGCAGAAAAAUUAAAACCAGUGACAAAACGAGGAAACUUAUCUGUAGCAAGUGCAAGCCCAAUCCCUGACAGCGAUGACAGUUUAAAUCAUCAAAAUGAGACAGCUGCCACCACCACCGCCCGAAGUAGACGGAUCAUAAAAGCCGUGACCGUUGGUGGCAGUACAAAUGCUUCACCAAAGAGCGAUGCGUCAUCAACAAAGUCUGCAACACCCACCGUCAGUACGCCGUUAGCUUCACCACCACCAACAACAAAAUAUACAAGCAAACGUGCCAACUCUAGCGAAAUUCCUUCAAAGUCUACCACAACCACCGAGACAGACGCGACUCCGCCACGAAAAUCAGCUAGGCUAGCUAAGAAAUAAAUAAUGUUAUACAUCACAUGUCGUUUAAUCUGUGUGUAUAUAACAUUAUACAAAAAGUUUUUCCUACAUUAUUCUUCUUUAUUUAUGUUAAUUUUCUACUACUACCACCAUUACUACGACUAUAUCGAGUUGACAUCAACUAUUAUUCAUAAAUGCCGGACUUUAAAAAUAGAAUAUUAUUUCAGAAAGAAUGACAACUCCUCGUUUUGUAUUUCUCAUAUAACGUAAACUCUGUGUGCCCUCAAAAUAUUGGUCUAAUCCAAUUUAAGUCUCAAUAAAUAAAUGAUUUUCAACAGUUUGA
Molecule: messenger RNA, 4762 nt
Organism: Folsomia candida
Lineage: Eukaryota; Metazoa; Arthropoda; Collembola; Entomobryomorpha; Isotomidae
Gene: pds5
Product: sister chromatid cohesion protein PDS5 homolog A
Exons: 24
Coding region: 145-4461 (1438 amino acids)
Biological process (GO): mitotic sister chromatid cohesion; DNA repair
Cellular component (GO): chromatin; nucleus
Source: RefSeq, a predicted model, not a curated record